Molecule: messenger RNA, 357 nt
Organism: Anisakis simplex (herring worm)
Lineage: Eukaryota; Metazoa; Nematoda; Chromadorea; Rhabditida; Anisakidae
Source: the annotation of a GenBank genome assembly
AUGCAUUUGGAGAAAAAAUUUAAGGACGGAUCACGUUUAGCUGCAUGUCAUAUCGGUGAAGAACUCGUUGAAACCUACUACGACGAUGUCAGAACGAUCUCCGAUGCCGUUCGGAGGGGAUUGCGCGAAUCGGUGGAUGGUCGAAUGCUAGGCUAUCGUGAAAAGCAAUCCGACGGUAGUGUUGGUCCCUAUCAGUGGCUAUCGUAUAAAGAGGUAAUUGAUCGUUCCAUACAUAUUGCUUACGGUUUGCGAGGGAUUCGUGUACAAUCUGGACAGAACACGUUCAUUGGUAUUCUAGCGAAGAACAGACCUGAGGUUUGGAUAUCGCAACAAAUUGAUUUAUUUCAUUUCUAUUAG